Messenger RNA from Venustampulla echinocandica, 321 nucleotides. RefSeq lists its product as uncharacterized. Lineage: Eukaryota; Fungi; Ascomycota; Leotiomycetes; Helotiales; Pleuroascaceae. The transcript has a single exon. The record is from RefSeq and is a predicted model, not a curated record. Bases 1 to 321 code for a protein of 106 amino acids.
AUGUUCUUCAAAUCAUUGCGCUCCAAGUCCUCCUCCAAAAGUACCAAACAAAGCGUCUCCCGCGUCAUCUCUUCUGACUCGCGCUCUCACUCAACACACAAUAGCAAGGGCGAUAUGGCCGGCUCCAAAGGCAUGUCAAGCACCAUCAUGUCGUCAAUCGAUACGGAAAGAACGUCCAGCGAGACAGCAGACUUUGAGAAAUUUCUUGAGAAGGCAAGGAAGGAUGCAGAGCGUGAGGAGAAAAAGAAAUUGAAGGAGCUGAAGGACGCGGAGCGGAGACGGCAGGAGGUUAAUUUGAGUCCCUGGGCGGGCAGGAUGUGA